UACAACAGCAGCCAGCCAGGCAUACAGCUCGCCCAGGGCCAUAGGUGGGCUAACACUGCUUGUGCACAGUUCCGCCUCCUACAGAGGGAAAGGUCCCAGCAGAAGUUGUAGUUGCACUGACUUGUCACUGACUUGCUAUGACUUCACCUCGCAUCUGCACAAGACAAGUGAGCAUCCUGAGGACACGGUGCUGCCAGAGCUCAUCAUCAGAGCAGCCAAUGAGCAGGGCACUCAGUCUCGCUGCUAAUUCGCACUAAGGCUUAUUUACUAUCCCUGCAAAGCAUUGGAUCCCUCAGCGUACUGCGACCCCCCGGUGUACAGCCCGGACCUGUGCCCCAACAUGAUAGCGGCUCAGGCCAAGUUGGUUUACCAGCUGAACAAGUACUACACGGAGCGCUGCCAGGCCAGGAAGGCGGCCAUAGCCAAGACCAUCCGGGAGGUGUGCAAGGUGGUGUCCGAUGUGCUCAAGGAGGUGGAGGUGCAGGAGCCGCGCUUCAUCAGCUCCCUCACCGAGAUAGACGCCAGGUACGAGGGGCUGGAGGUGGUCUCGCCCACAGAGUUCGAGGUGGUGCUUUACCUCAACCAGAUGGGGGUCUUCAACUUUGUGGAUGACGGUUCCCUGCCGGGCUGCGCCGUCCUCAAGCUGAGCGACGGCCGGAAGAGGAGCAUGUCCCUGUGGGUGGAGUUCAUCACGGCCUCCGGGUACCUCUCUGCCCGCAAAAUCCGCUCCCGGUUCCAGACCCUGGUGGCCCAGGCCGUGGACAAGUGCAGCUACCGGGACGUGGUGAAGAUGAUCGCAGACACGAGUGAAGUGAGGCUGCGGAUCCGGGAGCGCUACGUGGUGCAGAUCACUCCGGCAUUCAAGUGCACGGGGAUUUGGCCCCGCAGCGCGGCGCAGUGGCCCCUGCCUCACAUCCCCUGGCCGGGGCCCAACAGGGUAGCAGAGGUCAAGGCUGAAGGCUUCAACCUCCUAUCCAAGGAGUGCUACUCCCUGACCGGCAAGCAGAGCUCCGCGGAGAGCGACGCCUGGGUGCUGCAGUUCGCGGAGGCCGAGAACCGCUUGCUGAUGGGCGGCUGCAGGAACAAGUGCCUGUCCGUGCUCAAGACCCUGCGGGACCGGCACCUGGAGCUGCCCGGGCAGCCGCUCAACAACUACCACAUGAAGACCCUGCUGCUGUACGAGUGCGAGAAGCACCCCCGGGAGACCGACUGGGACGAGGCGUGCCUGGGCGACCGGCUGAACGGCAUCCUGCUCCAGCUCAUCUCCUGCCUGCAGUGCCGCAGGUGCCCGCACUACUUCUUGCCCAACCUCGACCUCUUCCAGGGCAAACCCCACUCCGCGCUGGAGAGUGCGGCCAAGCAGACGUGGAGGCUGGCGAGGGAGAUCCUCACCAACCCCAAGAGCCUGGACAAGCUAUGAGCAGCAGGGCUGGGUGCUGGCCUGAAAAGGGAACACAUUGGGGACAUUUCAUGACAUUGAACUUGCGUGGGAGUGCUUACAGCCUCUAUUGGAUCUGUUGUCACUUUUUGUUACUAGUGGCCCAUUUCUACUUAAAACCCAUUGCUGUCAUGGUAGGCAAAGGGUUAAACAGACUUUCUUACAAUGUAAUGAACUGAAACAAACAGUUUAGGUAGCACUUUCAAAAUGAUCAUUUUUUUAUUAAGCCAAAACGAGUAAUGAAUAAAUGAAAAUGAUUAUGUACAACAUCUUACAUUAAAUUCCCACUUGCCAGGGUCCAGGCAAUAUAUUAGUCCUAAGCUUUUCUCCUUACAACCGUAACAGUAUUAAAGACCCAAUAAAAGGGGCUAAACAACACUAAACCACCCAACAACAAAGUUUUAAACCCAAAUUCAGAGUAUUUAUAUUAAAGAUGCGAAAUUGUAGCUGUAAUGAUCGGCUGCAGCAAACAUCCCCAUAGACUUACAGGAUAAAUGUUACAAGAAAUACUUUCAUUAUGUUUUCAGCUGUAUUUGAAUAGAUUAAUGACCUCCCGACCUUUAUCCGUUGUGAUGUAGCAGGAUGAGGCAGUGAGGGGUUAACUGUUUCAGUACAUUUUGCAAAUAACAAAUGUUCAUAUGCUUUGGUUACAUUUUAAAACUGUUGAAUUGUAACACACACAGUCAGUCAAAACACUGAUAGCUACUUUUUUGGGGUUUUUUAACCAUACAAUAUAAAAUGAAUAAGCCUCCUCCUUCUGCAAAUUUCGACCAAGACCAGCACCCUUCAAAGAGGACUGUUUCUGUGACUUUGGAUAAAAUGGAUACUUUGUUGCACAGGAGGGGAGUUGUGGGGGACUCUCCUUCCAAAAAUGUGAAUCAGUUUAAUAGAGAAGCAAUCGGACUUAUUAUCAAGAAAAGAAAAUUCAAGGUACAUUUUCGUAUAAAAUGUAGUUCUUUUCUUACAUUCUCCUUUUUUUUAUUAUUUUUGCCUGAAUGUUUGUCACCAAGUGAACAAAAAAUUAUUUAACUAUAUGUACAAAUUUCUCUUUUAAAAGUUUACCAAUGUUAAUGUAUUAUAGUGCCAACAAAUAGCCGGACAUACAGCUGGCUCAUUGAAAAUAUCAAAAUCAUUGAUAAUAAAAAGUACUUUAUCUUUAA
Bombina bombina (fire-bellied toad) is the source of this 2598-nucleotide messenger RNA. It is a transcript of the gene MAB21L2, whose product is annotated as mab-21 like 2. The transcript has a single exon. Bases 341 to 1420 code for a protein of 359 amino acids. Lineage: Eukaryota; Metazoa; Chordata; Amphibia; Anura; Bombinatoridae. The record is from RefSeq and is a predicted model, not a curated record.